GAAAUCACACAAACCCAACCACAAAACCCUAGCACUGUAAGCCUACACCACCGCCACAAGGGAGGGGCAUACUGCCGCCGUCCGUCGCACUCAAAGUUCGCCAUCCGUCAUCUAGCUUCCCUCGUGCGCCAAGUCUUCAACCCCUGUUCGCUGUCACCGAUCACGGUUGCUUCCUCGAGCUCGGCGUCCGUCGUGUUUGUCUGCUCAGCCUCGCUUCCGUCGCCGUUUGUUUGCCGUUCACGUUCGCGUCUUCGUUCGCGUUCUUCGCCGUUCGCGUUCGCUCGGCGUUCACCGUUCGCGUUCACUCGUUGUUCACCGUUCGAGUUCGCGUUCGUCUGGAAGCCACGUUGCUCUGCUUCAAACUCUGCGACCAACCCGCGUGCUCCACUCAGCCGUCGAACUGCUCUCUGUUGUCCCUGCCGUGAGUUCCCUAAACCCGCCACCAGACAAUACACUCACACAACAGACAACACCAAUACUCUUCUUCAAACUCUGCAAUUUCUGAUUUCUACUACAAUAAUGAACCAGUGACUAAAACGGUUCGAUGACCGGUCCGGUUCAACUCAUCGAGUUUUGAGGAUACAAUACUAGGGCUUGAAGAAGCCGAUAUUGGAAUCCGUCGAGCUCCGCCUCCGAGUCCGGUGAUUUUGUUUGCGUUUUCCCGGCAAAUCCAAGACAUCACCAGUUGUUGUGGUUGGAUAAAAGGUUCCUUCCAAUCCUUCUCAGAAACCCAAAGUUUCUUCUCUCCAAAAAAAUGGGCGGGAUACAGCAGGAAAACAGAGAAGAGAAGGUAUCUUUGGAGCUCAGUGAGGAAAUUCUUCAGAGCAUGGAAGUUGGAAUGGCCUUCAAAGACUAUAAUUGUAAAAUUAGUUCCAUGGAUUUUCACAGGGCAACCAGCUAUCUAGUCACUGCUAGCAAUGAUGAAUCCAUUCGUCUCUAUGAUGUCACUGCCGGAACAUGUUUGAAGACAAUUAACAGCAAGAAGUAUGGGGUUGACUUGGUUUGUUUCACGUCUCAUCCGACCACUGUCAUAUACUCAUCUAGAAAUGGGUGGGAUGAAUCUCUGCGGCUUCUAUCGUUGCAUGAUAACAAGUAUUUGAGAUAUUUCAAAGGUCAUCAUGACAGGGUUGUCUCACUUAGCUUGUGCUCCCGGAAGGAGUGCUUUAUUUCUGGAUCUCUUGAUCGAACUGUUUUACUAUGGGAUCAAAGGGCCGAGAAAUGCCAGGGACUUUUACGUGUACAAGGAAGGCCUGCUAUUUCAUAUGAUGAUCAAGGGCUUGUUUUUGCAAUUGCCUUUGGAGGAUACAUAAGAAUGUUUGAUGCACGCAAGUAUGAAAAGGGUCCCUUUGAGAUCUUUUCUGUUGGGGGAGAUAUUUCUGAUGCAAAUACAGUGAAAUUUAGUAACGAUGGGAGACUCAUGCUUUUAACAACUGCAGAUGGGCAUAUUCAUGUUCUUGAUUCAUUUCGUGGCACACUUUUAUCAACAUAUAAUGUCACACCUGUCUCGUGCAACUCCACGUUAGAAGCUUCUUUCAGUCCAGAGGGAAUGUUUGUAAUAUCCGGUUCUGGGGAUGGCAGCAUUUAUGCAUGGAGUGUUCGAAGUGGUAAAGAGGUUGGUAGCUGGAGGAGUGCAACUGCUGAUACUGGACCACCGGUGAUAAAAUGGGCACCGGGAAGUCUCAUGUUCGCAACCGGAUCUUCUGAGCUAUCAUUUUGGGUCCCAGAUUUGUCUAAGUUGGGAUCUUAUGUUGGAAGAAAGUAAAAGCCAUACAUGAUGGAGGUUCUGUUUGCCCCCACAGGCCCACAACUGACUGAAAGAUACUAGACUAUGAUGGGGGGUAACAAAUAAGGGUGAGUUUUUCUUAUUUUGACUGGUUCACCAAACACACCCUUAGUGACAAACUUUGCCUGUGUGACCGUGUAUAUAGAAGUAUAUCAUUAUAUAAAAAUCUCAAUGAAUCAAAAUGAAGUUAUUAUGUC
Arachis duranensis is the source of this 1980-nucleotide messenger RNA. RefSeq names its product protein ANTHESIS POMOTING FACTOR 1. The transcript has 12 exons. NCBI's taxonomy places the organism in Eukaryota, Viridiplantae, Streptophyta, Magnoliopsida, Fabales, Fabaceae. The record is from RefSeq and is a predicted model, not a curated record. Gene Ontology annotation, molecular function: protein binding; chromatin binding. Bases 755 to 1762 code for a protein of 335 amino acids. Gene Ontology annotation, cellular component: Set1C/COMPASS complex.